AUGCCGUCCUCCACGCUCAAAAGUCUCUCCCUCCUCUUGGCCUGCCAGCUUGCCGGCGUACUCUCAAGUCCUGUGCCCGAGAAUGGGACAGGCCAGUCGCCCAACAAGAGCUUUAUCCCUCGCGCCGACGCAACGUUUGCCAAUCCUGUUCUCUGGGAGGACUACCCGGACCUCGACGUGUUCCGCUCCUAUGACCUCGUCAACUGGGAGCCCGUCACUCACAGCGUCCCCACCCUCACCUUUGGUUCCCAGUACGACCUCGUAAACAGCAGGGCCUAUGUAGGUGGUAUAUGGGCCAGCUCGCUCCGCUACAGAGAAUCCAACGACAUGUUUUACUGGAUGGGUUGCGUCUCGGGCGGCAAGACGUCUGUGUGGACCGCCCCAGGCCACAAGGCGGCGACCAACGGUGGUGAGGUGUCGGAGUGGGAGUGGACGGAGAGAACACCCAUCAACAGGUGCUACUACGACAACGGCAUCUUCAUCGACAACGAUGACAGCAUCGAAGUCAAGACUCAAGAGGUCUACGUCGGCUCCGAGUACAUUGAGGGAGCAAGAAUGUACAGGCGCAGAGAGUACUACUACAUCCUCGUCACGCGUCCCGCCAACGCAGAAUUUGUCCUGAGGUCCCGCAGCGUGUUUGGCCCCUAUGAGCAACGCACCUUGCUCGACAACAUCAAGGGCCCCUCGCCAACGCGGGUGUCUCCCACCAGGGAGGCAUCGUCGAUACCGCGGCCGGCGACUGGUACUAUGUCGCCUUCAUGGACGCCUACCCAGGGGCCGCAUCCCCGUCGUGGCACCGAUUACCUGGACCUCGGACGGGUGGCCGGAGCUGGUGACCGUCAACGGCGCGUGGGGCACUUCAUAUCCGGUCCCGUACAGACAGACAAGACGGUUAAGCCGCCGACAGGGUUGGAUACCUUUUCAGGCCCGAAUCUGAGCCACGAGUGGGAGUGGAACCAUAACCCCGACAACGCCAAGUGGGCCCUGAAAAGCUCGGGCCUAGUUCUCGGCACCGCCACCGUGACCGAGGACCUCUUCGCUGCCCGGAACACCCUCACUCACCGUAUUCUCGGGCCCAAGUCGAUCGGUACCUUUUAUCUCGACAUCAGCGGCAUGCGCGACGGCGACCGUGCGGGGCCAGCCUCUUCCGCGACCGCGCCGCCUACAUCGGGCCUCAACCUAUCGGAGGACGGGUGGGCCACGACUUCCGCGGGUAAGGUGGCGGCCACCGGCCCCACCGUCGAGGGAUCAGAGGUGUGGCUCCGCCACGGAUGGAAAAACGUGGACGAAUUUGGGGCCGGCGUUUGCGAUGACGAGUUCGUGGAGGUAUUUUACGGGCUAUCGGUUUGCCGUGUUUAA
This is a messenger RNA of Parascedosporium putredinis, 1359 nucleotides long. Lineage: Eukaryota; Fungi; Ascomycota; Sordariomycetes; Microascales; Microascaceae. The record is from the annotation of a GenBank genome assembly.